AUGGACUCCGAUACUAUAACCAUCGCCGUCAUGGGCGCCACAGGCAGCGGCAAAUCAACUUUCAUAAACCUCGUGAGCGGGUCCUCCCUCCCAACCAGCUCAGGCCUUCGAUCAUGCACCGCCUCCAUCCACGAAACCCCUCCCUUCGAACUGGACGGCAAGAAAAUCGUCUUAAUCGACACACCAGGGUUCGACGACACAACCAAAAGCGAUACCGAAAUCCUCAAACUUAUCGCUGACCACCUCGCUAAUUCGUACCGCCAAAACAACCACCUCUCAGGCCUCCUCUUCCUCCACCGCAUCUCCGACACGCGCAUCGGCGGCAUCUCCGCAAAAUCCUUCCGAACACUGCACACCCUCUGCGGAAAACCAGCCCUCCCAAACCUAAUCAUCCUAACCACAAUGUGGGAUAUAACCGACUUUUCCCUCGCCGAAGCACGAGAACACGAAUUGGCCUCUGAAGAGAUGUUCUUCAAACCAGCGUUGGAAAAGGGGGCGAGGAUGAUGAGGCAUUUGGGUGGUGUGGAGAGUGGGAGGAAUGUGGUUAGGCAGGUGGUUUGGAAUUUGGAGAGGACGGGUGGGAGGAGGGUCGUACUUCAGAUUCAGAGGGAGGUGGUGGACGAAGGGAAGGAUGUCAGUGAUACCGCCGCAGCGGAGGAACUGGAUCGACAAAUGAAAGAGUUGAAGGAGAAGCAGAGGGUGGAGAAGGAGAAAGCUAAAGCCGAGGCUGAAGCUGCAAUGAGAAGACAAGAAGAAGAAGCUCGUAAACAACGAGAACUCGAGGCUCAACGCAUCCAAGAAGAGCUAGCCAGGGCAGAGGAGGAAAGACGGAGAGUGGAAGAAGACAUGAGACGGCAACGCGAAGAGCUCGAACGACGCAUGAGAGAAGAAGAGGAGAAUCGACGUCGAGAGGAGGAACGCAGGAGACGAGAAUUCGAGGAGCGAAUGGAAGCAUUGAGACGUCGAGAAGAGGAAGAAAAUAGGCGCCGCCAUGAAGAGCAUGAACGUCUGCAGAGGGAGCUUGAGGCACAGCGCAGGCGACACCAGCACCACGGCGGCGGUUGCAGCAUUCAGUAAUAGUUCACACCUUCACGUUAGUCCACCUUCACAUUGGUCCACUGCCCGCACUACGAGGCCGAAUUCGAGAGCUUGUAUACAGUCUAUGGUUAUGGCACAUGUACAAGUAUAGCAUAAAGCAUAAAGAUCAAACCUA
Coprinopsis cinerea okayama7#130 is the source of this 1213-nucleotide messenger RNA. RefSeq lists its product as hypothetical. Gene Ontology annotation, molecular function: GTP binding. The transcript has 5 exons. Bases 1 to 1077 code for a protein of 358 amino acids. NCBI's taxonomy places the organism in Eukaryota, Fungi, Basidiomycota, Agaricomycetes, Agaricales, Psathyrellaceae. The record is from RefSeq and is a predicted model, not a curated record.